Molecule: messenger RNA, 3315 nt
Organism: Sugiyamaella lignohabitans
Lineage: Eukaryota; Fungi; Ascomycota; Dipodascomycetes; Dipodascales; Trichomonascaceae
Gene: MSS4
Product: 1-phosphatidylinositol-4-phosphate 5-kinase
Exons: 1
Coding region: 1-3315 (1104 amino acids)
Biological process (GO): phosphatidylinositol metabolic process
Molecular function (GO): phosphatidylinositol kinase activity
Source: RefSeq, a predicted model, not a curated record
AUGCUAGCUGCUUCUUCACCAUCUGUAACUCAACUACAGCUACCGUUUUCAUACCAAAGGCAUAGUAACGAAGCGUUUGAGAGCGAAAAAAGUCGUCAGCAUUCCAGUGGCACCAGUACAAGUACCGACACCAGUGGUGGUGCAAGUGUUAGUGGAAGCGACGACGAACAUAAGCUCAACAGCAAAUUAUCCAUUGUUACAAACGGAGGUACCUUAGUAGCGGAUAACGAGCAUCAAUCGAGCGACGACAUCGACGACGCUUUCCUUUCCCACAAUUCGCUAUCAGCGAGAUCCAUGUCUUCGUUAGCUACGACUGUUGAUUCCCGUGAUUACGAAAAGAGCAUAUCAACGAAUAUCGCAGUUCAUUCUGCGCCACUAGAUGGACAGAUGACCAGCAGUGCUAGUUCGAUUAAUGGUUUGAGUACGACUUUUCUGCCCGUGGGUGACUUUCAUGUCGAUGGGCCUGUCAACGGUACAGACGAUGUUUCGAGUCUAGAUAAUAAUACUGUCGAGAUUGAGACGGAUGGGACUCGUGGAUUCGACAAUGACGACGCCAGUUAUGCUCGAGGACAACGUUUUGGAAGUGAUACUUUUUACGACGCUCCAAAUAGCAACAAUACCAGCUCAUCCCUAACAGCCGAUAGUUUAUUGACUGUAACUGAUAAUGCCGACCAUCGAGAACAGCCAGCAAGUCAACCUCACGAAUCUUCACAGUUGGCAAGCUACAAGGGCUUGAGAGUGUCUACGAAAGGGGAUCUACCAACGCUUUCAUGUGCUCCAGAAGUCGUUGCAAACGAAUUGUCGACUGUGAACUCGGAAGAGAGGAGUGUUAAUGAAAAGCCAUCAGAGAAUGGUAAUAGUAUUGAGCAUGAGGGCUCCACUGCACACGGCGAAUUCCUGACUGCUCCAACUAUGGAUUCUGCUGAAGCAACUUCGGGCACAACUUCAACUACUUCGACAUCAUCUACCCCUACUAGCAUUUCCAACAGUUCAACCGCCACAUCUGAUAGCAGUGUUACCACGCCAGUUGUAAGCGCGACACCGCUUCCAUUUACACCCCCUCAACCAAACUAUCACUCUCCUAAAUCACAAUCAGCAUCAACAUUCACCCCUACAAGCACAUCGGUUUCCAAACCAGCCAGAAACGAUAGCAGCUCAAAUUCUGGCCCCAAUCAGUCCCCUCUAACAACACAAGCUUCCAAUGCGAGAACAUCGUCGACAUCCUCAGUUGCCACGGCAAAUGUUUUAGCUAAUAGUAGCUCGACCUCGCCUGUCCCAAGGCAAAUGCCAACGUUUCGAGGAUCGUUACCAGGAAUUGAGUCGUCUCCACAGUUGCUCGAUCCUAUACCCUCACAUGUUCGGACAUCUAUAGGCUCGACCCCGCCUUCUCCGAAUGUUCGUACAUCGGUUGGUUCGGCUUUUUCUUUUGACGACCAACGAUACCUCUCCCGCGCUAGCACUGGAAGCCACCAUAGCAUUGCAUCCCCCACUUCUCCAGUGUCGGCACAACAAUUAGCAUCACUAAGAUCACCCAAUCCAUCUGCAUCUUCCUCAUCUUCUCUACCAAGUAUGGUACGAGAAAGAGUAUCCAACGCUGGUAGUGUUGCCGUUCCUAAUGUCAAUAGUACUGGAGCUGUAGCCAUGACUGGUUCUACCAUUGCAACUGCAAAUAUUGCACCCACCACAUUAAUGGGACCGCCUCAAUUGCCAACCCGUGCUUUAAGUCAACAAAUCGUUUCAACUAGUAACCAAUCCAACAACCGCAAUUCUUUGUCAUCUCAGAGAUCUGCUGCCUCGUCACAGGAAGUUCCUUCGAUUCGACGCUUAUCUUUGUAUUCACAUAGAAACUCUUUCUCCUUUUCCCGACGACGUAGCAUAGCAGGACCGCCAAUUCCAUCCAAUGGUCAAGAACUUGAUCGCUCGGCCACUGUUAUUGAAAUUGAACGAUUAAGAGAGGAAAUCAUUGUUCAACGAGAACUUCGACGGAGACGUAGAGAGUUUCUAGAAGACGAGAGAGUUCUGAUGGGUACAAAGGUAUCUGAAGGUCAUGUUAACUAUGUAACUGCGUACAAUAUGCUGACUGGUAUCCGAGUAUCUGUAUCACGUUGCAAUGGUAAAGUCGACAGGCCAUUAAACGAUGAAGACUUCGUGGCUAAAAACAAGCUGGCUUUUGAUGUUUCUGGUAAUGAAUUGACACCAUCUGCCAGGUACGACUUCAAGUUCAAAGACUAUGCACCAUGGGUUUUCAGACAUCUUCGCGAGCUGUUUAAGCUCGAUCCAGCAGAUUAUUUGAUGUCUUUAACUUCAAAGUACAUUGUAUCUGAACUAGGAUCUCCAGGUAAGUCGGGCUCUUUUUUCUAUUUCUCUAGAGAUUAUCGAUUUAUCAUCAAAACAAUCCACCAUUCAGAACACAAGAUGCUACGCAAGAUACUCAAAGAUUACUACAACCACGUCAAGAAUAACCCCAACACAUUGAUCUCUCAAUUUUACGGACUGCAUCGUGUCAAGCUGCCAUUUGGAAGGAAAAUUCAUUUCAUUGUAAUGAACAAUCUUUUUCCUCCUCAUCGUGAUAUCCAUCGUACAUAUGAUCUCAAGGGCUCGACUCAAGGAAGACGAUUACAACCACAGGAUUCCAAAAAAGCUGUAGUAUACAAAGAUCUGAAUUGGAUAGAUGCUGGUGAAAGUAUAAUGUUAGGACCAACCAAGAAGCGUCAAUUUUUAGAUCAACUAGAAAUCGACGUUGCCCUGCUCAAACGACUUAAUAUCAUGGACUAUUCUCUACUAAUCGGUAUUCAUGACUUGACCAAGGGAAACACUGAAAAUAUCCGUGACAACACUCUGCAAGUUUUUGAACCUGGAUCUGCAACAAUUUCUCAGACCAAGGUGAAUGAAUUGCGUAAAGCUCUCACCACAGCUAGUCCUACCGCCCUAGCACAGCUCGACCUGGUGUUGAAUCAAUACGAAAGAAACGAUUUUAUUUUCUACGCCGACUCUGGCGGGUUCAGAGCAACAAACGAAAAUAACGAACCCUUAAACGAUAUUUAUUAUCUUGGAAUCAUUGACUGCCUUACUCCUUAUACGUUUACCAAGCGUGUGGAAACAUUUUUCAAAGGCCUGUCCAAUGCCCAUGUUACUAUUUCUGCCAUCCCUGCAUUAGAAUACGGUGAUAGAUUCUUCAAGUUUAUCAAAUCUGUAGUGGUUUCCAAAAGAGAGGGCCAACAGAACGUUAUCGGUGAGGAAACCGCUCCCUCUGCCAUUGAAGUUCACCUCCCUGUACUCUCUGAAGCUUCCACAGAAGCGCGAUCGGUAAACUAG